Messenger RNA from Alternaria triticimaculans, 735 nucleotides. RefSeq lists its product as uncharacterized. The record is from RefSeq and is a predicted model, not a curated record. Bases 1 to 735 code for a protein of 244 amino acids. NCBI's taxonomy places the organism in Eukaryota, Fungi, Ascomycota, Dothideomycetes, Pleosporales, Pleosporaceae. The transcript has a single exon.
AUGCGCUCCUUAGCCUCAACGAUUGCUGUCCUGCAACUUGCACUCCAGCAUGCGUUAGCGACGGUAGGCGUCCUGGACAUCGACGAUCUACUGCAACCAGAUCUUCAACAGCAUCUAGUUGCUCCAGAUGAAGAUCAUCCGUACGCACCAUGGUCUCAUAAACCGCACUGCAUAACCAGCAGCUACCUCCCCACCCUCGGCCAAAAGUACUGCGUCUACACAUCCAACACGACGGGCCCACACGGUCUCUCCCUGAUCUUUCCCCCAAGAUCCGCCCAUCUAGCGUCGGAAUAUCUCGACGACAACCCGCUCAAUAACUUUCUGACUCAGAAAGAUGCUGAGCGCUUGUAUCUCGGCGGUCAACCAUGGAAAAUCGUCGACAUACCCGGGAAGGCGAAAGGCGUCGUGGCUACGCGGAAGAUCAAGAUGUACGAAACGUUCAUGGUGGAUCAGGCCGCUGUUGUUGUGGAUAUGGGGGCGGAGAAGGCGUUGAGUGAGGCUGAGAAUAAGAAGUUGAUGAAGAGGGCUGUGGAUCAAUUGCUCGUACCGGCGAUGAUCAGAGACAUGAGUUCUGCGCAUGCGGGGAAGAGCCAUGAAGGUGGAAAUGGAGAUGACGAAAAUGAAGGAAGCUUAGAGGAAGCCAUCAUGAAGACGAACGCGUAUGGCAGUACGGUUGCGGAGGUUAGCUCGAGGGCGUUGUAUCCGCUGAUCUCGGUAGGUCGCGACGCAGUCUAA